GAAGUCAUCUUUCCUCAUCUGCUCCUUUUAAGCCAGCAUUUUUGAGAGGGAGGUCCCUGCGAAGCAUAUACAAACACUCAGUCAAGCCUCCACUCUCAGCCCCACACACUGCACUAGUAGCCCGCAGAGAACUGACCUAUUCCUUCACACAGGACUAGAAGUUGAAGUGACCUGACAUCAAGAUGGCAACAAAGGGAGUCGGCAUGGCUAACAAAGGUCCAUCCUUCGGCUUGAGCCGGCAGGUUCAGGAUAAGAUCGACAGCAAGUACGACCCGGAGCUGGAGCUGAUCCUGGUGGAGUGGAUCAGCCGUCAGUGUGGCUCUGGUGUGGGAAAGCCAGAGGCAGGCAAAAUGGGCUUCCAGGCCUGGCUGAAAGACGGAUGUGUUCUAAGCGAACUGAUAAACAGUCUGUUUCCUGGAGAGAAACCUGUGAAGAAGAUCCAGAGCUCACCCAUGGCCUUUAAACAGAUGGAGCAGAUUUCCCAGUUCCUAAAUGCUUCUGAAAAGUACGGCGUCACCAAGACUGACAUGUUCCAGACUGUGGACCUUUGGGAAGGUAAGGACCUGGCAGCAGUGCAGAGGACCCUGUCGGCUCUGGGAAGCUUGGCCAUCACUAAGGAUGAAGGCACAUACAAUGGAGACCCUAACUGGUUCUUCAAGAAAGCCCAGGAGAACAAGAGGGAGUUCAGUGAUGACCAGAUGAAGGCGGGCAAAAACGUGAUUGGCCUACAGAUGGGGUCCAAUAAGGGAGCCAGUCAGGAGGGCAUGAGCUAUGGAAGACCCCGACAGAUCCUUUAAAAUCUACCCAAAACUUCUUCAGCCCCUUACACCUUCUUAGAGCCUGUAAACAUCUAACCGGUCCACUAUGACUCCCCUUUCAUCAUAGAACAUUUUCUGCUUUAGAAAUUAGUUCCUAAAAAGUACCCCCUCCUUCCUGGUUUUGACACUUGCCCCGAGCCCCCCUUAUGUAUAUGCUUGCACUGGUGAUCAUCGCUGAGCUCACCAUGCUUAGUCCUUCCCACUGCAGUUAGGACAAGUACAACUGAAUGUAGUCUUAAACCAAAACAGUUACAAUAAGAAAGACCAAUGCAUUGCCUUGGAGGUAAAAACAAGAUGACAAUGUGCAAAAAGUUGAGCUGUUCCAAUAUGAAACAGCAAUGAUAUUACAGAUAACUGACCACCGUCUCAUCUCUAAUGGCUUGCAAUGUCUGAAUUAUGGCAUUUUAUCUCCUAGAUUUUCGAAACAUUUGUUCUAGUUCCAACACAAAUAUCAGUCUGUGUUUACAUUAAUUACAGAAAGGAUAUUUUUUUCCAAAUUGUGAUAUAAUCCAUGGCGCACCUGUGCUUCGUAUAAUUUCCAAUAUUGUUCCUUGUUGAUUGUUCUUACCUACCACUUCCCACAAUGCUACGCCUGCUGUAUCAGCACCAAUAUUUUUGUACAUUGUCUUAUUAAAUAAUGACUUUGAAAUACA
Messenger RNA from Plectropomus leopardus (leopard coralgrouper), 1471 nucleotides. It is a transcript of the gene tagln, whose product is annotated as transgelin. Gene Ontology annotation, molecular function: actin filament binding. Lineage: Eukaryota; Metazoa; Chordata; Actinopteri; Perciformes; Serranidae. Gene Ontology annotation, biological process: actin filament organization. Gene Ontology annotation, cellular component: actin cytoskeleton. The record is from RefSeq and is a predicted model, not a curated record.